CGGAAUUUCUAUUUUAAAAAGUUUUUUAUUCAUUGGAAAGAAAAAGAUGACUUUCGCUAAGGAAGGAAAAUGAGACAUUAAAAUUGGCUUGAGACAAUUGAAAUUUGUGAUAUUAGAAAAAUUUGUCAUUGUUUUAUAAAAUCAGUUUUACACAGAAUACAUUUGCUUUAGAGAUGGCUAUUAAGAAUUGACUUGAAAAGUAAUAUAAGGUUGCAAAACCUGGUCAGAUUAAUUUAAAUAAUAUAAUUUCUUUUUCCUACCUUUCUCUCAUGAGCCUGCAGUCAUCUUAGGGGUCAACUGGGGAAGGAUUCAUUUGCAGGCUCACUCAUGUAGUUGUCAGCUGAUCUUAGAACACCUGCAUCCAAGUUAACUCACAUGUCUGUUGACAGGCCUAAGAACUCUGGCUGUUGGCCAGAGACACCAGUUUAUUGCUAUGUGGGCUUUUCUUGUCUAUAGGCUCAAAAAAACAUGGCAGCUUGUUUGCCCCAAAGCAAAAUAAUCUGAACAGUGAGAGAAAGGCCCACCUCGGGCUCGCAGAGUGCUGGGAUUACAGGCAUGAGCCACCGUGCCCAGCCUCUUAAUGACAUCUGUUAUACUCGCUUACACAAUUAGGGUAAAAUAUUUGCAUUAUUGCUUGUUGAUCUGUUUUAUGACUACAAACAUAAAAGACCUUUGUGCUAUGUACUUAUUCUUCAGUGACUAGGAGCCUAGUAAACUAGAAUAGUUAACUAGAUGACCCUUUUCUGUUAUUUAUUCCAGUUGGAAAUGGAGAUCUGUGUAGUAACCCUGUUUGAAUGGGUCAUUUAAAAGUUAAUGAAUUUAUUACUGUUACACUUAACUCAAAUUUAUAGAAAAAUGCAUGUUAUUUAUCCAAGGAAAUUUGUAUCUUAUAUAUAAGUAAGAGUCUGGCAAAGAUUUUGACAGAUGUGUUGUCAACUUUAACUAAAUACAAAUAAGACCUUAUAACAUGAUUGAUAUACAGGAUUUUCAUUAGAAUUACAUGUUGAAUUUGAUUUUGUAGAAUAAUGAUUUUACAGGCCAUUUUAUCCUAUUUAUUCUUUUUUGUGUGUUUUGUUUUCUUUCAUUUAUUCAGUGGUCAGUUAGUUACUAGGUAUUCUUAAAGGAAAAGCUAUACACUUUGUUUCCAUAGAAUGAAGAAUCAUGAAAUCAUAAAUUACUUGAAGGAAGGAGAGAAGAAAAAGCUGGAUCACUUACCAGUAACUGGAGUUCUCCUAUUGGGUAAUCUCCACAGAUCCACAUUGUUUGAAGUUAUUGUGAGUGCCUCGAGGACCAAGGAACCGUUGAAAUUUCCAAUUUCAGGAAGGAAACCUCGACCUGUUUCCCAGUUGGUUGCACAGCAGGUUACACAGCAGUUUGUGCCUCCUACACAGUCAAAGAAAGAGAAAAAAGAUAAAGUAGAAAAAGAAAAAAGUGAAAAGGAAACAACUAGCAAAAAGAAUAGCCAUAAGAAAACCAGGCCAAGAUUGAAAAAUGUGGAUCGGAGUAGUGCUCAGCAUUUGGAAGUGACCGUUGGAGAUCUGACAGUCAUUAUUACAGACUUUAAGGAGAAAACAAAGUCACCGCCUGCAUCUAGUGCUGCUUCUGCAGAUCAACACAGUCAAAGCGGCUCUAGUUCUGAUAACACAGAGAGGGGAAUGUCCAGGUCAUCUUCACCUAGAGGAGAAGCCUCAUCAUUGAAUGGAGAAUCUCAUUAAAGUUUAUUUUCUCCAAUUUCUUAGUUACUUCUGUCCUACCACGCAAAUACAGAUUAUGCCAAGAGGUACCACAUUUUCAUGACAAACAUGUUCAUGAACAAUCCAUAAUUUGAGUUUUACAUAAAAUAGAAAUUUGUUAAAAUUUGUAGAUUUUAUUGCAACUAUGCCUACCCAAACAUUUCCAGACUUAAUAUUUUGGUAUCUGCAAUUAAGUGCCAUGAAAAUGUGGUUGAAUUAUUCAUUAUGCAGUGUUAUUGGUAAGUGUAUUUUCACUUUUAGUUUAGUGAAUUCUAACACAUAAUUCUUGAAUUCUCUACUAUUGGCAUGUAAUGAAUUUAAAUUUUUUAUAACAUAGUGCAAGCUGCCUAAAUAUGUAUUAUUUGAGAAUUGUGAAACAGACAGUUAUAUGUAUACAAGUCAAAGAUCAACUUAAUCAACUAUUGCUGCAACAGGUUUUUCUUAAUGGUUAUCCUCUUAAAUACACCUGCUGGUACUUGGUGUGGUUAAAUAGGAAAAUUGUUAUGAAAUAAAGAAUUUGUAUGAACCUUUGCCAAUCUUUUGACACGUUUUACUAAUUAUUGUUCCUGAAUUAUGUUUCUGGUUUUAUCCAUUUUUUGAGGUUUUUUUUUUUGUUUCUUUGCUUAUUUUUCAAAACAUUCAUUUAUUGUAAUGUUUACUAGCAGACUAGUAAACAAUAAAAUAUUGAUUAUUUAGCUUUAUAAUUCAGGUUUAGUGCUAUUGUCAUUGAACACUGGUUUUUUUUUAUAUCAUAUAAAACAUUAAAAUUCAAAUAAUUAUAAGCACUUGGCAAAAACAAGAGAAAAGAAACUUGCCGUAUUUUACAAGCUAUAAUUUUAGAAAAGCUUUAUCUUGAUAGUUUUAUCACUGUUUCCUUGUCCCAAACUUAUCCAGGGCCAUAGAAGUAUGAAUCUAAUUAAUACGGGAAUUGUUGCACAGAAAUGGGAAAUAGCUAAUUUUAAAUCAGUUAAAUUGGACUCUUAUUAAAUAUAACAAUUCUUAUAAAAAUCGUAGUACCCUAUUUUCAGACAUAACUGCCAGUUUACAUAUUACUCAGUGUCCAGAAAGGAAAAAAGUACAGCCCCACUUAUACUAUGUAAAAUUACCAAUAAAAUAUUUUUAUGACACAGAUUUUGCAUUUUUGUUUACAACUAUUAAAGUGUUUUAUGUUGUAUUUAAAAUUUCAGCCUAGAAACCACACAGUACUUCUUAAAUUCUCCUGGGGUCUCCUGCUUCCUCUUAACCAUUUGCUUAAUAUAUAUCCACCUAUAGAAGAUGUCUGAAUUGUAAAUGAACUUAAAAAUAGAAUGUGGAUACAAAAUAUCACAUAAGACAUCAUGGUAACAUUUGAAAAAAAAAAAAAUAAAACUGUAGACCCUAACAGUUGUGAUAUUUGGUGGUUUUGUGUGGUAAUGUAAUUUCCUGUUUAAUUACAGUAUUUUUUACAGGCACAGUGGUACUGUCUUUUUUGUAAGAUGCUAGUUGUGAAAUAGUUAAUUGCAUACAGUAAAAGUCUGUGAUUAAAACAUUUAUAUACCUCAUUCUUUAGUGUUGUUAAAUGAAAAAUUAAAAUUUGUGUUUA
Messenger RNA from Sapajus apella (tufted capuchin), 3315 nucleotides. RefSeq names its product YY1 associated factor 2 (gene YAF2). Gene Ontology annotation, biological process: positive regulation of DNA-templated transcription. The record is from RefSeq and is a predicted model, not a curated record. Lineage: Eukaryota; Metazoa; Chordata; Mammalia; Primates; Cebidae. Gene Ontology annotation, cellular component: nucleus. The coding region runs from base 1152 to 1715 and encodes 187 amino acids. Gene Ontology annotation, molecular function: transcription coregulator activity; DNA binding. The transcript has 4 exons.